This is a messenger RNA of Penicillium verhagenii, 483 nucleotides long. Its product is annotated as putative RING finger domain protein. Gene Ontology annotation, molecular function: ubiquitin protein ligase activity. NCBI's taxonomy places the organism in Eukaryota, Fungi, Ascomycota, Eurotiomycetes, Eurotiales, Aspergillaceae. Gene Ontology annotation, biological process: protein ubiquitination. The transcript has 3 exons. The record is from RefSeq and is a predicted model, not a curated record. The coding region runs from base 1 to 483 and encodes 160 amino acids.
AUGGCCGAAGAUGAUAACCUCAAGACGAGCCAUAUGGCCAUUGUCUUGGGUAUUGGGCUCGGGGUGGUGCUACUGAUCGUAUUAAGCCUGGUCGACGAGAAAGUACUGACAAUCCAACCCAGUUUGACGAUUGUUGUUAACCGACGCGAUCGCCGCGCUUUCCUGCAAUCAAAGAAGAAUCCCGAUCAACGACUGGCUAGUCUAGAUGCCGUAUCACCCACCCGCACAUUGGAACAAUGGUGGACCAUGACUAAGGGCAAAAUGGGCCUUUCGGAGGCUGUGGAUGGCCAGUUUGUCUGCGCCGUAUGUCUGGAGCAGGUGGGCCGGUCUGAAGAAAUAAGGGAGUUACGCUGCUUGCAUGUUUUCCAUCGGGAAUGCCUGGAGAAGUGGUUCUUGGGUGAUCAUUAUAAUUGUCCGCUGUGCCAUCGCGCAUAUUUUGUUGCGGAGACUCCGCCUCGGCAUGAUUAUGUCUGGAUGGUAUGA